AUGGAUGGUUAUACUAUGCCUUCCACUCUUGUGGCCCCUACGAAUGAGAGUGAUGCUGCUGCUGAUGAUGAUGUUGAUUCUGAUGAUGAGGAUGAUGGCGAUGCUAGCUUACCAGCGAUGAUGAGAUACGGCAAGAGGAAAGGAGGAUUUUUGACCAAAACUGGGGUUGAUGUAGUGAUUGAGCAGUUGGGUGCCAUGGGAAAAGUGGUUACUUACCUGCAGAUUAAAAACAAAUGGGAUCAUUUGAGAAAAUGGUGGAAGCAGUAUAAUGAGUGUUUUGACAAUGAGACUGGGUUCAGUUAUGAUGCUGGAACUGGGAUGCUUAAGGCAUGUCCCAAUGCAAAAACCUUUAAAAAUAAAGGUUUGCCGAAUCGUGACUUCAUGAACAUCAUGUUUGGAGGCAUGGUUGCAACGUGGAAAAAUGCAUUUUACAUGAGUGGUCAAAUACCAAUAGCAACCACCGAAGGGUCUAGGGACUGUGCUGAUAGCACGAAAUUUGUUGACCCCCAAUGUGAACCCUUUGUGAAUGUUGACGCAAUGGAGGUUGAAGGUCCAUCAUCGUUGAGGGCAGGACCGGCAAUGAGUAAGGGGAAAGGCUUGGCAACCAGUGUCCACCUUUUCAAGCCAAUUUGCAAGAAAUCAAGAAAAAAAUGUUUAGUUGCUCAAGAGAUGUCUGACUCUUUGAAGAGUAUCUCAGAUGUUAUUGUUAAAAGUAGAAGUGUAAGUACCCGUACACCAUUUGCUUCCACAACAACUACUCAGGUUAAAGCAAUUCUGGACAUGGUGUUGAGUCUUCCUGGGGUGCACUUAGGUCAUUACCUUCAUCUGUUCAACACCCUCUACUUCAUGGAAAAAGAGCAGGGUAGGCACAUGUUUGCAGCACUUCGCGAUGACAAGGACGUCCAGCUGAAGUGGCUAGAAAAAGAGUACCAAAGGCACCCUGAAUUUCAUUUUCAGUGA
This is a messenger RNA of Quercus robur (English oak), 960 nucleotides long. RefSeq lists its product as uncharacterized. Bases 1 to 960 code for a protein of 319 amino acids. Lineage: Eukaryota; Viridiplantae; Streptophyta; Magnoliopsida; Fagales; Fagaceae. The transcript has 3 exons. The record is from RefSeq and is a predicted model, not a curated record.